This is a messenger RNA of Diaporthe amygdali, 2175 nucleotides long. RefSeq lists its product as uncharacterized. The record is from RefSeq and is a predicted model, not a curated record. The coding region runs from base 1 to 2175 and encodes 724 amino acids. The transcript has 4 exons. Lineage: Eukaryota; Fungi; Ascomycota; Sordariomycetes; Diaporthales; Diaporthaceae.
AUGGAUUCUUGGGACUCAGUGCCAUCUGUUUCUGCUGAGCUAGGCAUCGAUUCAAAUAAUCAAGGGCUAGACCAGGAGUCGUCCUCGGCCUGGCUAGACUUUGUCGACUGGCCUUUGUCGAAUUCGGGCAUAUGGGUUGAAGGGACCCAGCACAGCACUUCCACAGAAGGCGUAACCCUCGAGGGUGUUGACUUUCAGGGAUUUGAGGACCAGAAUGUGGAAAUAGACACCACAAAUGAAAGAUUUCAAUGCCAGUCUCUGCCCGACAAAGGGCAGCCGGACACAGACGAGUCUAACCUGGAACAGACCUGGCCCGGACAUCUGGACAGUCCGGACGCGCCGCUGACAAAUCAAAUAAAAGAAGAAAGAAGCCGCUCAAUCGGCUGCUCUGGAUGCCCCGCCUGUGUCUAUCCGUCGAAGGUUCCUGGUUACAGUCAUGAUCAAUACGACUUCCGGAAAUGCAUCAUUCAAAUCUUUUGGGAGCUAACUGACAGUCCUUCCACCCUACAAAAAUUGAAACUCGGAACAAAGGCUCAACUUAGGGAGCUACUUGUAGCUUCUAGUCAGUUCGCAGCCGAAGUGGGAGAUGACAAAUUGAUCAUCAUAUCAUUGGCUUCUUUACAACAUUGCCUGGAGAUUUGGAGACUUCAGAUUAAUGGAUUACUCUACCACGGGAUGCACAAGGCUUGUGGUACCGGCCCAGAAGAUAAAUGUCGCUUCAAGUGCUUCGCAGACCUGCAGAGCCAGAUCGACCAAUACGCAUUGGAACUUUCUCGGGUUUUUUUCCGCAAGAGAUCUCUACAAAGUGAUCGACGAUGGUGGCUUUCCGUCUUCUACAGUCUUUGUAUUCAGGCAUCCGUUCGCCAGACGCUUUCGAUGGUUCAGGCUGAAGUCAAUAUCCGGCUGACUGCUGACCCUCAUAUAUGGAGUCAGUACUGCUAUACAGCUCUCAACAUAUUUGAUGCCGCAUCGGCUGGGUGGGAUCCGAUCACAUCGGACCACGGGACUGGCCACUUGCUAUCAGGAUCAGCACUCAAUCAAAGAUUGGCCGGGCACAUCGCGACUGCGCGCAAGACCAUACUCGAGAAUUUUAUCGGAGACCAACGGCACAACUCUUUUGAAUUUCUCAAGAAUUUAUUCGAGAUGGAUAAGGAUGCGGAUGUGGUGGCACAAUGUCGAGUCUCGACUCGAGGAACCUCAUCGAGGCCCUCUACAGCCGUGAGCCCCCAACCGGCACUAUCCAUCCCCAGCGCCGAGCACACGCCACAGUUCAGCGACUCUGAACACGCAAGUACAGAUGAUAUCGAGUACCAUGGCUCCGAAACGGAAGAUCGCAUUCAUCAACCGGCUCCUCCUUCUAGGUUUUUACAGAUGGACAGUUGGGAGGGUUUAAGGAGAUAUGCGGGAGGAACAAAUAAAAGAAGAGCCACAUCUCCUCCGGAAGACCACGAUAGUAUGAGAAGACCUAGCACGGACAGCUUUUCUCGUUGCCUAUCAACUCCAGAUGACAUGUCUGACCGGACAAACUCCAUUUCAUCUGUCAACUCGUUCUCAUCAAUUAAUGCGGCAUACGGAACAUUAGCUUUGGACUCACCAGGCAGCGGAUUCUCAUCAGAUUUGAUGACAGGGAGCUCUCGGGCGGGAAGACCCCCGGCCCUCUAUAUGUGCAACUGUUGUCCUAAGAAGCCAAAAUCGUUUGAGACACGCGACGAGCUUGAUGCCCACGAAUACGAAAUGUGCAUUGUCCACGAGGCCGAAAUGUCAUACAAAUGCAUUCAUUGCGAGAACCGAUUUGGAAACAAGAAUGAGUUGGAGCGACAUGCCAAUUCCUUACAUACCAGCAGAUACUCGUGGUCCUGCUCAUAUCUUAGCGCAUACGACAAAGCAUUCCACGAGUCAAAAUCUCGGCAUGGCCGGGCGGACACGUGUGACUUCUGUGGUGUAGAUUUCGACAGAACAGGCACAACGACCUAUUCAUGGUACGCCUCAGAAGACGAUUGGGAUGGGAGGGUUCGCCAUCUUUGGGAACGUCACAAGUUUCGUGAAUGCAAUUCUUCGAAGAAAUUCUACCGGGUUGACCACUUUCGUCAACACCUCAAGUCCUCACAUGCAGCUAUCAUGGGGAAAUGGACGAAUGAUCUGGAGGAGACCUGCAGGAAAACGGAUGUUCCCUGA